UUAUCACCACCCCCCCCCGCCUCAUCUGGCCACGACGUCUUUCUACAACGUCACCGCAAACAUGAACAUCAACAAGAAAUUCGACCGCCUCAAGCAAUGGACCAACGAGAAGAUGGGCGCAGAGGCCCGCACCGGCCUGUCCGACGAGUUCAAGGCCCUGGAACUCGAGAUGAACUUGCGUCAUGAGGGCAUGGAUAAAAUGCAGAAAUCAAUGGCCGUAUACGUCAAAUCCUUAUCCAAACGGGCAGAGGGCGACGACAAGGAGAAGCAGCUCCCGGGCGGCCACUUGGGCUCCACCAUGGUCACCCAUGGCGAGGACUUUGAGCCGGACUCGGAGUUUGGCAAUUGCCUGUCCUCUCUCGGCCGCGCGAAUGAACGACUGGCUCGCGUGCAAGAGACGUACGUCGCCAGUGCGACGUCGUCAUGGCUCGAGGGUCUGGAGCGCUCUCUUGUUCAGAUGAAGGAGUACCAGGCUACCCGAAAGAAGCUCGAGACACGCCGCCUCGCCUAUGACACCUCCCUUGCAAAGAUGCAGAAGACGAAGAAGGAAGAUUUCCGCAUGGAAGAAGAACUACGCGCACAAAAGGCCAAAUACGAGGAAACCAGUGAGGAGGUUUUCAGGAGGAUGCAGGACAUCAAGGAGUCGGAAGUGGACAUGGUCCAGGAUCUGACAUCUUUCUUGGAGGCAGAACUGGGCUAUCACGAUCGCUGUCGUGAGAUCCUGCUCAAUGUCAAGCGGGAGUGGCCGGUUAGAGAAACAAGGACGACGGCCACUCGACCCUCGAGGUCCCGCUCCGUCACAGCCCACGGAUACGCAGAGCGUUUCAACCCCGUCGAAGAAGAACCCGAACCCGAGCCUUCACGUAUCACCAUCCCUAAGCUGGGUUCCCGCAGCCGCUCCCCUGCUCCCGAGCCGCAGUCUUCCGGUGGCUACGCCCUUCGUCCCUCCAUCAGCCGCACAUCCACAUAUGAUACCGCCUCGAAUGGAAACCGUGACGACUCUCCAGCUCGUCGGAUCACUCGUGUGCCUACCGACUCCUCAGUCAUCUCAUCAGGCCGUAGCAACCUCCGCCCAGUCCGCCAAGCAAAUACCUUCGCCGAUGACUAUGAAGAUGACUAUGCUCCUUCGAAUGGCAGCGGCUCUCGACGCGACCGGUCACCUCCUAGCCCCGAUACCACAUCCUCUGUAGGCAGCGCACGUGGCAGCGCAAUGUCACGGGCGGCAAGCUGGGCAACGCCUGAGCAGGCAGGAACUGCAAAGAAAGCACCUCCACCACCACCACCGUCAAGGGCGAAGAAGCCGCCGCCACCUCCUCCACCGAUGAAGCGAAGUGCGUUGAGUGCCUCCGAAGUAACACGAUACUAAUCUGGCAUUGUUAUCUUCUCCACCUCUUUGGCUAACGCAGUGUGUUGUGUAGGGCCGAUGUCCACGUCUGCCAGAGUCGUCAGUUGGUAAACAUGGCCUUUUAUAGCGGCCGAAGACUCUGUUUUGGCACGGAAAUCGGUCACCGGACUUGAAUUGCAGGCAAAAAAAAAAACUAGUCUGAACACGACUUGUAGCGAAGUCAGGCGUAUACGGCGUUUAAUAAUCUCAUUUACUUGUACUGUACACCUCGAACGGCGUUUCCUUGGGAUUUUCCAUGCGCCAGCAAGCGAUGAGGCCGGCCAACUGCCUCUCUGUGAUCUAAAUGU
Cucurbitaria berberidis CBS 394.84 is the source of this 1692-nucleotide messenger RNA. RefSeq names its product BAR-domain-containing protein. The transcript is spliced from 5 exons. Gene Ontology annotation, molecular function: protein binding. Gene Ontology annotation, cellular component: cytoplasm. The record is from RefSeq and is a predicted model, not a curated record. Bases 62 to 1366 code for a protein of 434 amino acids. Lineage: Eukaryota; Fungi; Ascomycota; Dothideomycetes; Pleosporales; Cucurbitariaceae.